UCUAGGCGCAGCUGCAGCGCCGGCGCUAGUGGCCCCCGAUCUCUCUCUCUCCCCUUCGGCGUCCACGAGCAGCUGCCGCGCCGCCGCCGCAAAGCCAGAGCGCAGCCCCUCCGCUGCUUGAGUUGGCUUGAAGUGCUCUGGUUCGCGAGGAUGCCGAAGGCUGCGGGGGAUGCCAAGCUCCUGUUCCAGUCCCUGAACAAGGCCUAUGCCGCCACGCCCACGAACCUCAAGAUCAUUGACCUGUAUGUGGUUUUCGCCAUGGCGACUGCCCUUGUUCAGGUUGUUUACAUGGGAGUAGUUGGGUCAUUUCCCUUCAACUCGUUCCUCUCAGGUGUCCUGUCGUGCAUAGGAAGUGCAGUUCUUGCUGUGUGCCUCCGUAUUCAAGUCAACAAUGACAACAAGGAAUUCAAGGAUUUUCCUCCAGAAAGGGCCUUUGCAGACUUCGUCCUGUGCAACCUGGUGCUCCACCUGGUGAUCAUGAACUUCCUCGGAUAAGCCACUGCCCUAGGAGUUUCCGAGAUUUUGUAGUGUCCUAAUGUUUGAGACUGUCAUCAUGUUAGAUAUUCAUGUGGUGUCACACAACUGUCUGCGUGAUCAGAGAGUUUCUCUAUGUGCUAUAAUAAUUUUGUGGAUUUAGCAUUAACAAUGUAUGAAAAUGAGAACUUCAUUUCUUUUGAGGGGGUGAAACUGGCAAGAUCACUUCAAUAUGAUCAUUGUUCUUUACUA
Messenger RNA from Triticum dicoccoides, 726 nucleotides. Its product is annotated as dolichyl-diphosphooligosaccharide--protein glycosyltransferase subunit DAD2-like. The record is from RefSeq and is a predicted model, not a curated record. The transcript has 6 exons. Gene Ontology annotation, biological process: protein N-linked glycosylation. Gene Ontology annotation, cellular component: membrane; oligosaccharyltransferase complex. Bases 151 to 495 code for a protein of 114 amino acids. Lineage: Eukaryota; Viridiplantae; Streptophyta; Magnoliopsida; Poales; Poaceae.